Molecule: messenger RNA, 2906 nt
Organism: Thrips palmi
Lineage: Eukaryota; Metazoa; Arthropoda; Insecta; Thysanoptera; Thripidae
Product: CD63 antigen-like
Exons: 5
Coding region: 205-912 (235 amino acids)
Cellular component (GO): membrane
Source: RefSeq, a predicted model, not a curated record
CCCGUCGGCCAGUCCGUCUGUCAGUCAGUCGCAUCGCGGUCGCGGAGUGUUGUGCUGCCCAGCAGACGAGAUAUUCGUGGCUUGCCUUCGCGUCGUGCUUUGUUUGUUGCGGUUCCACCUCGAAGCGGAUUGCUCCGUCCUUUCUUGCUUUUCAGUAAGCAAGCGCGAGUCUCCGAAUCGCCCAAGUCGUCGAGAGCCGCCAAGAUGGUGUCGUGCGGGAUGUCGUUUAUAAAGUACCUCCUGUUUUUGUUCAACCUCCUUUUCGCGAUAUCUGGCAUUGUCAUAUUGGCAGUGGGGGCAACGAUUGUCGCUAGGCAGAAAAAUCUACAGCUAGUAGUAGAUCAUUUCUGGUCGGCAGCAGUGCUGCUAAUUGCUGUUGGCUCGAUUGUCUUUUUGAUCUCCUUCCUCGGCUGCUGUGGUGCCGUCCGUAACAGCAAUGUCAUGGUCAUGUCGUUUGCCGUUCUGCUCAUCAUCAUCUUCAUUUUGGAGUUGACUGCUGCUGUUGCUGGCUACUUGCUGCAAUCUAAAAUUCAUGAUGUUCUUCAGACCAGCCUGAAUGAGUCACUGAAGAGUUAUGACAACACCACCACCGUUAGGGAAGCUUGGAACAUCAUGCAACACGAUUUCAAAUGCUGUGGUGUCAAUGGACCUGACGAUUGGCAGACUGUCUUCAAGAAUACGACUCUGCCUGAUUUUUGCUGCCCAGACAAGGAUGUGAAAGACAAAUGCAUUCUCAAUGGACCCAUUCCCUACAACAAGGAAGGAUGCUUGAUGAAGUUUGAGAAGAUUUUCCACGACAAGGGUUUCCUUGUUGUUGGUAUUGGUCUUGGUGUCUGCUUCAUCCAGAUUGCUGGUGUGAUUCUCUCUUGCUGCCUGGGCCGUGCUCUUCGCAAGGACUACGAAACUGUCUAAACAUGCACUUUUUUAUUCCAACUGGUUGUAUGAAAGAUGUUCAUGUGAAGUGUGGUAGGUAUAGUUGUUUCCUCCACAUCAAAAAUAAGUAUGGCUGAAUUGUGAAAUUCUGAUUUCUUUUUGUCUAUUUUUUCAUCACAAUUUCGUACUUACUCUUUAAACUAUAUUUUCAGUAUUUUAUAUUGACCUUUCAUGACUUAAAACAUAUGCCUUUGAAUCCAUCUUUAGGCUUCUCUUUUUUCUUUCUCAAUGUAUUUCUUCUCGGUACUUAUUUAUUCUGCUGAGAACUGAAAGAAAAACUUUGUUUCAAUGUCAUAAAUUGUGUGGUUUUGAUCUGAAUCCAAUGUCCUCUUUGUUGUAUUGUAGUUGUGAAUUUUGUAAUAACUGACCUCAUACAUAAUCAAGUUUCAUCCUGUUCUGCCUUUGCUGUUUUAUAUCUCAGGAUAUCGUAGUGUGCAAUCACCUGGUGACUACAGGAGGAAAUCUCCUGUCAUUUCCUGCCAUGUGUAUGCUAAUCUUAUUCCUUAAUUAUUUUAUUUUUACAUCUUGGUGCAUAUUUCCCCUGUGUUGUUUCCUUGCCUCCUAUUUUGUGAGUAGCUUGGCAAUCACUUUGACUUUUCUUACUUGUCACCCCUCCCUGGACCAGAACUUAUCAAAACUGUUAGUCUGGGGCGAUUAGGAAUUCAGUGUAUGCUGCUUUGAAAGAUCUGUUCCAGUAAGAGGUAAAAUCUUGUUCCAUGUCAUUUUUUUAAAUAUUGAAAACAUAGUGUAUGUUAGUUAGUCGGUAUGAUUGCAUACCUUGUAGUUACCCCUCUGAUUAUUUUAUUAUUAAAAAGAUUUGAAAAAACUUGAUUUUUGUGCAGUUCUGGUGAUAAAAUUCAGCAACUUGGACUGAUCUGUUUUUCUUGUUGGCCAGUUUAGUUUGGGCUUUCACUGCAAACUGAAAGGCCACCUUUGCUUCUGGUAAUACUUUUGUCUGUGUCAAUGGUUAGUGCCAAAAUGUCUUGAUUUGCAGUGUCAUGUACUUCUUUCAUUCACUCAAGAAACGACCAUGUCAAAGGUUAGCGUUUAGUUGCCUGUCGAGUUGCGACAAGUUUGCUCUUGUGUGAUUGAUUACAGCACCAGUCCAAGUUAACAUUUUUGUCUUGUAGGUCUCAACUGUUGUUUCCUGGAUAGGGCGAUUUUGGUGGAGGAUCUUUGAAGGGCUAUCAUUAUUAUAACAUGUGUUGUGCCAUUGGAAGCCUUCAACAUAACACAAACAUGUCUAACUUUACCCUUAUUGUCAUGAAUUCAUGUAGUGCGGACUUGUGCACAACCUCUGGUUUCAUAGAACUUCUGUUACAUUUUCUUGUUUAUGAUGUGUGAGGCUUCACUGCCUUUGCCCUCAAGUUUGAUUCAUCUUGAAGUGUUUUCUCCCUUUGGCUGUUGAACCACCUUUAAAUCUUUCUAAAACUAAUCCUCAUGAAUUGGCAUGUUAAUGUUAUUGUGUGUAAACUAGUCCUGAAUUUCAAUUUUUAAAGAAAUGCGCACAUGCUGUUUGUUUCUUAUGUUGCACCCAUUAUAAUUUUAUUUAAAUAUUCAUUGAGCUGCACAAAACAAAAAUAUAUGUAUCAUUGUAAUUAAGAACCUCCCCCUCCCCCGUUUUUUGGUAGAACAAUUUUUUUUAAAAUGGAUUGUUGCUUGGUGGUAAGAAUGGUGCAAGCUGAGCCUGUGUGCAAUGAUAGCACAGUAGUCUUUUGCAUCUCCACUUGACUGUUUGGGAGCCUAGCAGGCACACCCAGUGCUGAUGCCAGGACCAACCAAAGACUAUGAGCUCCCUGACUGGUUUGCAUAUGGCACCUGUUGUGUGUUGUCUGUUGCAAGCAAAAUUAAGACUUUGGAAUACUCACUUUGUGGUGUAUUGUGAUUGAGCGACCUGAUCUCCCUUCUGUUUAUGUUCAUCUGUCUUUUUGCUUUGUGACUGUGUUUCAAUAAACAUUAUGGAUCCCGUCCAA